Frieseomelitta varia is the source of this 1082-nucleotide messenger RNA. RefSeq lists its product as uncharacterized. The transcript has 2 exons. The record is from RefSeq and is a predicted model, not a curated record. The coding region runs from base 313 to 738 and encodes 141 amino acids. NCBI's taxonomy places the organism in Eukaryota, Metazoa, Arthropoda, Insecta, Hymenoptera, Apidae.
CUGCACUGCAUCGGCGCUUUCACGUAGCUGCAAUUUUCCCCUCCAUGAUGAAUCAACGUGAAAAUCAAAGUAAACCGCGAAACAAUAUACUUUCGUACGUCACGUUGCUCCACUUUCCCUUCUGUCUUUUCCUUUUAAUGACACUCAUCGGGAUCGUUCGUAAUAAUCGGUCCCGGCAACCAGCGAGAAAUUACAAUUUACAUCAUACGACUACAAACUACGAAACACGAACCACCAACGUGGCUGCCAAGUAUAAAAAGAGAAAAUCGAAUGUCACACGACCGGCAGUUUUGACCGAUCGAACGUUCAAGAAUGGCGAAGCUCGCGACGAUCGCCACGAUCGUUCUUGCAGCUUGUUGCGCGCCGCGAUCCAGCGGGAUCGAUCCACGUGGAUCGAUCGAGGACAGGCUAACGGCACCAGUUACAGCAGACGAGGCCAUCAGAGAGAUUUUCCAUGUUAUCUCGACGGAGACGUCGAGCGAGAAGGACGACGAACAAUUGGUGAAGCUGAUCAAAGAAGAAAUCAUAAGAACCGCGUAUCGUGUGAAAACGCCAUCAGGUUCGAUCGAAGCUGCUGCCAGAAGAGCGCAAAGAUUGGUCACAGAAUUGACAGCCGCCUACACCACCGCCAUUUACAAGUCGAAAUCCUCCGAGGAGGCGAAAGUGAAUUUUGCUAGGUUCCGGAACACCGUGCAGAAAAUCGUUGACUUUAUAAAGAAUGGCCAAUUUGUCGUCUAAAUGCGAUUUUCUGUUAUAUUUAAGAUUGUUAGAAUGAUAAACGUCAAGUUGUGUAAUAAAGUUGACCAAAAAUGACGAGUAAAACGUUUAAAAACGACAAAGUAGAAAGAAUGAAAAUGGAAAGAAUAAUUCGUUUCAAGAAUUUCGAUUGAUCCUUAAAUAUAGGUUCCAAAUCUUAAAACGAUUAAUUGCAGAAUGAUUGUCAAAUAGAAAUUUUGAUCAAGUUAAACUUAAAAAUACUAAGCUGGAUGCUUUCGAAGAAUCGUGCAAACAUGGAUCUCGUUUCUUAAUUUAUCACUUGGAAGAUUUAAAGAAUAAUAAAAUUUCAGAAGAAUGGUCUAUAA